This is a messenger RNA of Ochotona princeps (American pika), 4104 nucleotides long. It is a transcript of the gene PGAP1, whose product is annotated as post-GPI attachment to proteins inositol deacylase 1. The transcript has 30 exons. NCBI's taxonomy places the organism in Eukaryota, Metazoa, Chordata, Mammalia, Lagomorpha, Ochotonidae. The record is from RefSeq and is a predicted model, not a curated record. Gene Ontology annotation, biological process: GPI anchor metabolic process; endoplasmic reticulum to Golgi vesicle-mediated transport. Gene Ontology annotation, molecular function: phosphatidylinositol deacylase activity. Gene Ontology annotation, cellular component: endoplasmic reticulum. Bases 495 to 3566 code for a protein of 1023 amino acids.
UCAUCCUUGGGAAGGAGUGUAAUUCUUUCUAUGAGCAAAAAAACAUCAAACAGCCUAAGACACUAAUUUUUUUUUGCCUCAUUUUAAUAGUAAGAGCAGAAAGAAAAUUUGAAAAUCUCAAGCGCAAGGCUGAGGUUAUGUUGCCUUUCAUUUUACUGCAGUGGAUACUGAAUUGGUGAAGAAAAGGGUAAUCAGGUUGAAAAUCCUUAUUUUGCUUCUGAUGAUCUAUUCUCUGUUUCCUUGGAAACAGGGCUGGCAGCCGCAGAGUUGCUGGCAUGAUGUUUUCUUAUUUUCUUCUCAAGCUUUGAAGCAUCAAAGAAAAGGCAUUCGUCCAAGAACUUUGGAAGAAAUGGAGUUUGGAAUGAGGAGCUGAAGCAAUAUGCACCUGAAAAUCAAAAUUAUCUCUGUAAAUAUGGAGAUAUGGAAACUCUUCAAAAUCAAUCAAGCCGUUUGGGAAUCGGCUGUGAAAACCUGAGCGAAACUGCCUCCCGGUUAUGUGGUCCCAGCUUCCAAAAGGAUGGUUUCUGACGAGCCAGGCAAAUCAGCGCCAAACCCAUCACUCAGAUUGGCACUCCCCCUGUACAGGCCGCCUCCACCCUCCCUCUCCGGUAGGCUCCAAGGCCCCGGAGCGGCGGGCGGGCUGCGCGCAGGCGUACUGCGCGGCGGGCUCGCGGGAAGGCUGGCGACGCGCACGCGCGCCGUGGCUGAGGCUCGGCUCCGGCGCGGACGGCCGGGCGUUCUCGAGCUCGCUGGGUCUGGGCUCCCGGCCCCGCGGCGGCGGCGGCGGCAGCACCACCAUGUUCCUUCACUCAGUCAACCUCUGGAACCUGGCGUUCUAUGUGUUUAUGGUCUUCCUGGCGACCGUGGGGCUGUGGGAUGUCUUCUUCGGCUUUGAGGAGAACAAGUGCAGCAUGAGCUACAUGUUUGAGUACCCGGAGUAUCAGAAAAUAGAACUUCCAAAGAAACUGGCAAAACGCUAUCCAGCAUAUGAAUUAUAUCUUUAUGGAGAAGGAUCCUACGCUGAAGAACACAAAAUUCUCCCUUUGACGGGUAUUCCAGUUCUCUUUCUUCCUGGGAAUGCUGGAAGCUACAAGCAAGUUCGUUCUAUUGGCUCUAUUGCACUUAGAAAAGCAGAAGACAUUGACUUCAAAUACCACUUUGACUUCUUUAGUGUGAACUUCAAUGAGGAGCUGGUGGCACUGUAUGGCGGCAGUCUUCAGAAGCAGACCAAGUUUGUACAUGAGUGCAUUAAAACAAUUCUUAAACUCUACAAGGGUCAAGAAUUUGCUCCAAAAAGUGUGGCAAUAAUUGGUCAUUCUAUGGGUGGCCUUGUUGCAAGAGCAUUGCUCACAUUGAAGAAUUUUAAACAGGAUUUGAUAAACCUUCUCAUCACACAAGCCACACCUCAUGUUGCUCCUGUGAUGCCGUUAGAUCGUUUCAUUACAGAUUUUUAUAUGACUGUAAACAACUAUUGGAUUCUAAAUGCUCGACACAUAAAUCUAACCACACUUUCUGUAGCUGGAGGGUUCCGGGAUUACCAAGUUCGUUCAGGACUGACCUUUCUACCAAAAUUAAGCCAUCAUACCAGUGCCUUAUCUGUUGUGAGUUCAGCAGUGCCUAAGACCUGGGUCUCAACAGACCACCUCUCCAUUGUGUGGUGUAAACAGUUGCAAUUGACUACAAUUCGAGCUUUCUUUGAUCUUAUUGAUGCAGAUACUAAACAGAUAACUCAAAAUCCCAAGAAGAAAUUAUCAGUUUUGAAUCACCACUUUAUAAGACAUCCAGCAAAACACUUUGAGGAAAAUCCAUCAAUAAUUUCUGACUUAACAGGAACAUCUAUGUGGGUUCCAGUAAAAGUGUCCAGAUGGACUUAUGUGGCUUAUAAUGAAUCUAACAAGAUAUAUUUUACAUUUCCUCUUGCAAAUCAUAGAAAAAUCUACACUCAUGUCUAUUGUCAGAGCACCAUGCUGGAUACAAACAGUUGGAUUUUUGGCUGCAUUAACAGCACUUCUAUGUGCCGGCAAGGUGUGGAUUUAUCAUGGAAGGCUGAAUUGCUGCCAACAAUUAAGUUUCUGACCUUAAGACUUCAAGACUAUCCAUCUUUGUCUCAUCUUGUUGUUUAUGUACCAUCUAUUCAUGGAAGUAAGUUUGUUGUAGAUUGUGAAUUCUUUAAGAAAGAGACAAGAUCCAUACAGCUUCCUGUAACACAUCUCUUUUCAUUUGGAUUGUCUUCAAGGAAGGUGGUUUUAAACACAAGUGGACUGUACUACAAUAUAGAGCUUCUGAACUUCGGACAGAUAUACCAAGCGUUUAAAAUCAACGUGGUAAGCAAGUGCUCAGGAGUCAGAGAAGAAAUAACUAGUAUCUAUAAACUGCAUAUUCCAUGGUCUUAUGAAGAUUCAUUAACCAUUGCACAGGUUCCAUCUACCACAGAAAUUUCUCUGAAACUUCAUAUUGCUCAACCAGAAAAUGACAGUCAUGUGGCAUUAUUGAAAAUGUACACAUCAUCAGACUGUCAAUAUGAGGUUACAGUUAAGACUUCCUUUCCACAAAUACUUGGCCAGGUAGUUAGAUUCCAUGGGGGAGCUCUGCCUGCUUACGUAAUAUCUAGUAUUCUUCUCGCAUAUGGAGGGCAGUUAUAUUCUCUUUUCUCAACAGGUUCUUGCUUGGAGUAUGCUGUUAUGUUGGAUAAAGAAGCCAAACCUUACAAAGUUGAUCCUUUUGUAAUUAUGAUUAAGUUUCUUUUGGGAUAUAAAUGGUUUAAAGAAAUCUGGGAUACAUUGUUGUUACCAGAAUUAGAUGCAAUCGUCUUAACCAGUCAGAGCAUGUGUUUCCCCCUUGUCUCUUUGAUUCUCUUUUUAUUUGGAACUUGCACUGCCUAUUGGAGUGGUCUAGUCUCUUCCACAUCUGUGAAACUGCUCUCUUCACUGUGGCUAGCUUUGAAAAGACCCUCUGAACUUCCCAAAGAUAUCAAGAUUUUACCACCAUACUUGCCAUUUUUGACAAUUGUUUUGAUCAUAGUUAGUUGGACAACUUGUGGAGCACUUGCCAUACUUCUUGCUUAUUUUUACUAUGUGUUUAAGGUUGUUCAUCUACAAGUAUGUCUAGCAACUUUUAAAAAUAAUCAGCCUGUGAAUACAAAACACUCUAGAAGAAGUGAAAAAAAGUCCAAUCAUCACAAAGAUGCUACGGUACACCACCUUCGUUUAUCUGCCAGUGAUGCCGAGGACAGUCUGCGCAUGCACAGUACCGUGAUUAACCUGCUCACAUGGAUAGUGUUACUCAGCAUGCCGUCUUUAAUCUACUGGCUAAAGAAUCUCAAGUAUUAUUUUAAACUUAAUCCUGAUCCUUGUAAGCCUUUGGCAUUUAUUCUUAUUCCAACCAUGGCAGUUCUUGGAAAUACUUACACUGUUCCGGUAAAAUCAAGUAAAUUGUUGAAGACUGCUUCGCAGUUUCCACUUCCUCUUGCCGUUGGUGUGAUUGCUUUUGGGUCAGCGCACUUAUAUAGGGUUCCAAGCUUUGUCUUCAUUCCUCUUUUACUUCAUGCAAUGUGCAACUUUAUGUAAGGUUGAACUUAAGGACUCAUGAAGAUGAUGAAUGCCUCUAGAGUCAGUAAGAAGAGUGAACCUACAGAUUGAUCCACAUGUACAGCAAGGUCCUUUGGAGAAGACAGUUCUAUUUUUACAGUAUUGGAAAUAGGAAAUUAGUUUUGUAAUGCUUGAGAAAAAUAGUUGAAGCCUGGUUUUGUUUUGUUGUGCAACAUCCAUACAUUAGUCAUGUUUGAAAAAUCAGUGAAAGGAUAUGGUGGCCACUGUCUUUGAGGGCUGUAGUACAUCACCCACCAUUAUACUUCAUCAGCCAUACCAGGGAUUUUCAUGUAGAGACUCCAUAGUUAGGAUAUGGUUUGUAAUCUCAUGUCAACACUCUGCUCAUUUCACCAAGCUUUCUAAGGAAGUGGGUUAUUUUAUAUGUAUUAUGGCUUACAUAUUGAUAAAUGUCUUAAAAGAUUAAUGAAAUGUAUAGCUGUUUGGUUUCUCACACGUGAAAUAGAUACUAAAGUGUUUGGUCAGUUUAUGUCAGUCAUGAUGAAUACAGUAGAUCUUU